UUCGAACUUUUGUAGCAAUUAUUAUACAGAAGACUACACAAGUACAAAACGAAGAAUUCAAUAAAAACACGAAGUUCUGCUGAGGAUUCUUGUCUUACAAAUUUUGCUGGGUUGAUUCUUUGUUGCAUCCAAGAAUCUCAAAUUGAUCGUAAAAUCUUGUUUGGGUGGACACUUGGCACUGUUUCAUUUGAUGAUCAGAGUGCCUGCUGAUUUGAUUUUGCAAAAAAAAUUGGAUUUAUUGCACCUUGGGCACUCGAGUUUUGUUCUGGAAUCUGCAGUUUGGGAUCAUAAUGGAAGCAAGGAGGCCAAUGGUUAAAUGUUGGGAUAAGGUUGUCCCUAGUAUAGUAACAGCAUUAUCAUCGGCGUUUUUUGAGUGGGUGCUUAUCUUUAUGCUGUUUAUUGAUGGUGGUUUUGGUUAUUUGAUCACCAAGUUUGCCCAAUAUUGUCGGUUGCAAAUCCCGUGUUUGUUCUGCUCGAGGAUGGAUCGUGUUCUGGGCAAGGAAAGAGCGGGCUUUUACUGGGAUUUGGUCUGCUACAACCACAAGUUGAAGAUCUCUUCGUUGGUCCAUUGCCAUCUUCACGAUAACCUUGUUGAUGUUCGUGGAAUGUGUGAAAGGUGCCUCUUCUCGUUUGAAACCUUAGAUAAAUUAAACACGGAAACGUAUAGAUUAAUAGCGGGGAAAUUAGGCGCAGAGGCUUGCCUUGUUGAUGAGGAUCCUUUACUAGAGGACUGUUGGAGGAAACGAAACUGUUUUUGCUGCAAGGAGCAGUGCGGUUCUAAGGGUUUUGCCCGAAAGUUGCUUCAGAUUACAUCUUUUGGUUCGGAGGCAGAUAAACUUGAUGCACCUUUUCCUGUGGAGAAUGCAGAUGAUAGGGAUGACGAGGAGAUAAGGAACCGGUUUUGUCAAUUUUCUCUCUCAGAAUACAAAAAUGUCAGGAUUACUUCUGAGAGCGAAUCCGAUGCUGCAAUUUCAGACGAUGAAAGGGAGAAUUCCAAACCGGAUUCAAUUGAUCGAUGUAUACAUCCAGAACCUCAAAAUAUUACCCUAGCUGAGGACUUGACACCCGAGAAAUUGAUACAUCCAUCUUCAGUGUCUGUACCGCCUUCUAAUCAAGUUUUGGCUCAAGAUGUUGACCAUGAGUUAAGGGAGAUUAAUUUGAGGCAAGCUGAAUGUGUCCCCGAAAUAUCUGCACCAUCUGAACUUACAUCUUUCGUUGAGGUCCCUCCGUCACCUAAACUUGAGUCUGCCGUUGCAACAAUGAGCAUAGAGUUGGAGAAGGAAACGCCUAAGGCAGGGAGUGAUUUUAUUCCGUCAAGUGAAAUACCGUUGGAUUCUAAGCCAGACACAACUGACACUAGUGCACAGAUGGGUACGUCUUUGGAUUUAGGCGAUGCUUAUAAGUUGGCUACCAGUGGUAGGGUAAGGCAACUCUCGGGGAAGUUUUUGAAGCAGAUGUCCUUUAAGGAUUCUACGCAAAACAGUGAAGACUUGAAGCUCCUGCUGUCGCAAUUUUCUGCUAACCGGGGAAUUGAAUCUUCUUCAUUAAAUGAUAUCGGGAGCAGGCUGUCUGUGAAUAGCGAUGAGCUUAAAGGUUGUGAUGGUUCCAUGUCUCUCAGUAUACAGAUGAUUCAAAGAAAGAUCUCGCUCGAGAGAAACGAGUCUAAUAUCUCGCUAGAUGGGAGCACGGUGAGUGAAAUUGAAGGCGAAAGUAUGGUGGAUAGAUUGAAACGACAAGUGGAGCACGAUAAGAGAUUUAUUGGUGCGUUGUACAAAGAAUUGGAAGAGGAGAGAAGUGCUUCUGCCGUUGCGGCAAAUCAAGCAAUGGCGAUGAUUACUAGAUUGCAAGAAGAAAAAGCGGCGCUUCAGAUGGAAGCCUUGCAGUGCCUAAGAAUGAUGGAGGAGCAAGCCGACUUCGACAACGAAGCGCUUCAAAAAGCGAAUGAAAAUGUUGUGGCGAUGGAGAAAAUUAUACGAGAUUUAGAAGGUGAUCUUGGAGAAUAUAAAAAGAAAUUCGGUGACAUUACUCUCUUGAAGGAAAUCAGCACCGAGAAUUCAGAGGAAACUCGCACACGAAUUAGUGAUACAAAGUGGGAGAUGGCGAAACCAAUGGCGGGAAGCUCAACCCUUGAUUUCGAAAACGAAAAAUUAUACAUCACGAGAUGUGUGAAGAAAUUGGAAGAGGCGCUGAAUCUAUUUUCUAACAACGCUGCUGCAGAUAUGAUUAAUGGUGAAUUUUCAGCCGAGGAAUGGGUUAAAGUGAGUAAUCCCGUCGAACUUGACCGUAGGGAGGAUUGUCAAGGAAAUAGCGAAAUAGAAGUGGGUCAUUUGCAACAAGAUGCAAUAAAAGAAAAAGGAAUCCCUUGUUCUCAACAACUAUCCACCAUGUUACCUCACAAACUCAGAAACGUGGCCGGAGGUAUCGAGUUGGAUGCACUAAGAAACGAGCUGUCGACUUUGACCGACAGAUUAAAACUGGUCGAGGCAGAACACAACAUAAUUCAGCAUUCCAUCAACUCUCUUGGGACCGGGGAAGAAGGGGUUAAGUUCAUCCGGGAGAUAGCUGGUUACUUGCAAAAGUUACAUUCGAGAAAAGAUCAACCCUCGUGCUAAAAGAUUCAAAUGGAUAUAAGUGUACGAAUUGACUUUCCCGAGACAAGGAUCGUAGCUGCACUGUCAGCAAAGAACUAUGUGAGUGUACAUUGAAGAUUUAUUUACGUUUCGUUUCUUUCUCGUUUUUAGUUUGUUUCCCUUUCAGAUUGCUUGAAAAUUUAAAAUUUGAAAAGCGUCCUUAUUGGUGACUCCCUUCAAGAAUUUUAGGGUAUCAUUGUAUGUGGGCGGGAACUUUUGAGUAAGCUCACACUAUAAUGGUUUACAAUUGUAAAUCAUACUUUUUUUUUUUUUUUAAUCCAUGAUUUUCAUUUGUGUAAA
Ipomoea nil (Japanese morning glory) is the source of this 2930-nucleotide messenger RNA. Its product is annotated as myosin-binding protein 1. Lineage: Eukaryota; Viridiplantae; Streptophyta; Magnoliopsida; Solanales; Convolvulaceae. Bases 291 to 2612 code for a protein of 773 amino acids. Gene Ontology annotation, molecular function: myosin binding. The transcript has 4 exons. The record is from RefSeq and is a predicted model, not a curated record.